AGUGUCCUUGUUUUAUCCCAUAUCUUCGAUUUUUUGUUUGUUCAAUGAUCAUAUUUAUUUUUUAAAGAUCUUACAUAAUGGAAUCUAAAACAAAUGAUGAAGAACAAUCAAAAACAACAAUAAUCAUCAAUAAUGAUUCGAAUGCUGUUGAAGAACAAUCAUCAACAAUAAUUAUGAAAAUUAGUGAAGAUCAUGUUGAUUCUACCAUGAAAGAUGAUGAUGAUAAUAAUCAAGAAUGUAAAGAUGAAGAUCGUAAUAGUGAUGAUGCAACCGAUGAAAAUAAACAACAAAAUGAAGAAAUCGGUAAAGAUGAACCAGAAUCAAAUAAAAACGAUAUUGAAGAUGAAGAACAGAAUAUUGAUGAAGAAAUGGCCUCUGAUGACGACGCAAAUGAUGAUGAUAAUGAAGUAAAAACAAGAAGAAGUUCACGAGCUUCAACAACAACUAGCAAUAAUAAUAAAGAUAGUCUGGCUUCCACAAUGAAACAAGAACUACCAUCAUCAUCAACACCAUCUGAAAAAAGAGGGAGAAAAAGAAAAUCAUUAUCAUCGACCGAAUCACCUGCAUCUAAAUUGCCUAAAUAUGAAUUCAUUCCGAUUAGUUUGGCAGCGCAAACCAUCGUAUUACCCGAUGAUCCUAAAUAUAUUUUUGAUCGUCAAAAAUUGAUCAAUGUUCCACCCAAAGAUGGAUGUAUAUCUGUCGGUGAUCUUAUUUGGGCUAAAAUGCAAGGUUAUCCAUGGUGGCCAUGUAUGGUUACUGUUGAUCCAUGUACUGGCAGUCAUAACCGUGUUUCACGUACAACAUUCAAAACUGAAUAUCAUGUUCAAUAUUUUGGACCGGAUCCAUCUCGUAGCUAUGCUAGUGAAAGCAAUAUUAUUCCAUUCAAAGGAUAUCAAGAAUUUCGCGAUAAAAUCGAAGAAGAAUUAAAAGAUUUAGAUAAAAAGAAACGUGCAAAAUCUGAACAAAAAUAUAUUGUCCGUGCAUCAUUGCUCAAAAAAUGGAAUCAAUCCAUUUCGGAAGCAGAAGUAGCAAUGGACUUAAAUCGCCUGGAUCGUCUUGAAUUAUUAAAUUUUAAUUAUAUCAGUCACUCAAACAAUGCGCUAUUAACAAAUCGACAACAACAACAAAAAAGUCGAGUUAUUACUGCAACACCAAAAAAAGUUUCUCAACAAAAUUCGGGCAAACAUUCGACGAAAAAAAACAAUGAAGAUGUCUAUGCAUUUGAUGAUGAUGAUGCAUUUGGCGAUAGUACAUUGCCUACUGGAUUUGUGUUCCGAAAACGUCUACCAAAAGGUGAUUUUAAUAUUUACGUAAAACGUCAUCUUGAAGAAGAAAUUGAAAAGAAUCCAGAUCUUAGUAAAUCAGAAGUGAUUAAAAAACUUAAAGAAAAAUGGUCUGGCUUAGAUGAGGCUAUUCGUUCGAUUUAUGUGGAACGAAAAGCUAUCUAUGAAGAUGAAUCAAAUAUGUUGGUUGCAAAACGUUCGAAUUUCGAUGAUGAUUAUUAUGAUGAUUCAGAUUAUGAUUACAAUGAUAGUGGUUCUGAUCGAAAUGGAUUUGGUUGUGAUGAUGAUCAAAGUGGUGAACCAUUUGAUAAUGAUAAAAAAUCGUCUACCACGACCAACAUUAAAGUAAAAUCUCGGCGAACAAAAUCGCGUAAAUCGGAAAAAUUAUUCGAUAAAAUAAAAAAUCAAGACAGUUCGACAGAUAACAUAGAUAAUGAAGAAGAAAUUGUCAAUAGUGAUGAUAAUAAAAUGGACGAUAACGAUAAAAAUUCAAUUGUCGACAAUAUUGAAGAAGAUGUAAAACCUCAACCGAUCGAAACUGUGAAGAAAACUCCUGGUCGUAAACCACGCAGUUCUGUUAGCAACAAUAAAAAACAAUCUGAUCUCAAUGAAAGCAAACAAAAUGAUUCUGAACAAAUAAAAGUGAAAUCUUUAUCCAAAUCAAAUGAUGAAAAUCCAGCCAGUUCAACGAAAAAGAAACGAAAGUCUUCCAUACAGAAUUCAGAUACACCAAAAUCUAUUGCUUCUGAGAAAAAGAAAUCUGUGGUUAGUUCAUCAAAAUUAUCCGAAUCGAAUUCCUUGAUAGAGAAAAGAUUAUGUUUUGAAUUUGAUCAGGUUGAUGAAGAUGAUAGUACACAAAGCGAUGCUAGCGAAAAACCGAAAAAGAUUAAACCUGUAAGACCUUUUUGCCAUCAUUGUGGUGAAGAAGUGAAAAAAGAUGAUAAAUUAGUUACAUGCAAAGGUGAAUGCGAACGAAUGUAUCAUCUUAAAUGUGACAAAUAUACACGAAUGAUUGCUCUUGAUGAUGGCGAUUAUAUUUGUGAUGAAUGUCAAAUUGGUAAAUACAGAUGUUUUGCUUGCAAAAAUCCUGAUGAUUUGGAUACGCAAAAAUGUGAAGAUAAACGUUGUAAAAAAUAUUAUCAUUUAUCCUGUCUGGAACAUUAUUAUCCGAUUCGUGUGAAUGAACAAUCAAAUACAUUCAUAUGUCCAUUGCACAGUUGUAUAACAUGUCAUUUAUUGACUAUGGAUGAUGAUGAAUAUCGUCAAAAUAAUCGAAAAUUGAUGAAAUGUAUUUUAUGUCCGGUUGCAUAUCAUGCUAAUGAGAUUUGUAUCGGUGCUGGUACGAUGCAAUUGCCAGAUGCUCAUAUAAUUUGUCAAGAUCAUUAUGAAGAUUUUAAUACGAAUCGUAAUAAUCGUCAUAUUAAUGUCAACUAUUGUAUGGCCUGUAUAAAAGUUGGCAAUUUAAUCUGUUGUGAACGAUGUCCAGCAGCAUUUCAUGAAGAAUGCCUUGAAUAUAAAUUUGAUCAUGAAAAGAAUUUCUAUUGUCAAAAUUGUUUAACUCAUAAACAUUUACAUUAUGGCGAAAUUGUAUGGGUCAAAUUGGGUCAAUAUCGUUGGUGGCCGGGUCGAAUUAUCCAUCCAAAUCAACUACCUGAUAAUGUGUCAAACAUAAAGCAUAGUGAUGGGGAAUUUCCCGUUUAUUUUUAUGGUUCACAUGAUUAUUAUUGGGUUAACAAAGGCCGUACUUUUCUUUAUAUGGAAGGCGAUAAUAAACUUCUCACUUCGAAUUCUGUCAGUAAAAAUAGCAGUAAACUUAUCAAGUCAUUUAAUAUAGCAAUUAGAGAAGCUUCCGAAGAAUUCGAAAAAUGGAAAACAGAUAAAGCGACUAAAAAUCUUUCUCAGAUAGCCAACAAACCUCCUCCAUACCAUCACAUUUCGACAAAUCGUUAUGUAUCAAAAAGUAACAAUAAUAAUAAUAAUGAAUCAAAUUAUCAUGUUUGUGAUUGUAAACCGGAAAAUCCUUGUGGUGAUAGUCACAAUUGCUUAAAUCGAAUAAGCUUGAUCGAAUGUGAUCCAAAAAAAUGUCCGACUGGUGAAAAAUGCCAAAAUCAACGAUUUCGUAAAUUAGAAUAUGUAAAAUGUCGACCAUUUCGAACAGCAAAUGCCGGAUGGGGCCUUAAAACAUUGGAAGAUAUUGAAAAGGAUCGUUUUGUCAUUGAAUAUUGUGGUGAAGUUAUUGACGAAAAAGAAUGUCGUCGACGUUUGGAAACAAAGACCAACAAAAAUGUUUACUUCCUCACUUUGGACAGAGAUAAUAUCAUUGAUGCCGGACCAAAAGGAAAUCUGGCUCGUUUUAUGAAUCAUUCAUGUGAUCCAAAUUGUGUCACCCAAAAAUGGAUGGUUAAUGGUGUCACUCGUUGUGGAAUAUUUGCACUCAAAGACAUUCCUGCCGGAACUGAAUUAACAUUCAAUUAUAAUCUCGAUUGUUAUGGGUACGAACAAAUGGAAUGUAAAUGUGGUACAGAAAAAUGUACUGGUUUUAUUGGUGGAAGCCGUCCAAAUGGAAACGGUUCUAACGGAAACAAAAAUGGUAAACGAAUGACCAAUGGAUCUUCAUCAUCUACGACAAUAGUAUCUAAAUCAAAAAAUGGUAAUGGAGCCAAAUCAUCGAAUGGUAAUAACAAUGGAAACAAGAGUAAGCAAGAAAUAAAUGAAUCAAAUGAUCAAAAUUCAAAAGCCGAUAAAACUGGCAAUGAACAAACAUUAGAAAUGGUGCAUGAAAAUGUUUGUUUUAAAUGUGGCGAAAAUGCCUCUUUGGAUGAUUCCAAUUCGGUCAUUCAUUGUAAUCACCGUGAAUCAAAUUGCACCAAAACUUAUCAUUUAAAAUGUCUUAAAAAAUCUGAUAAAUCUGAUCUGAUUGGCAAUGCUGAUGAUAAUGAUACUGAUAUUGGUGUCGGUCUCGACCCGAAUAGAUGGAUCUGUCCAAGGCACAUCUGCAUGAAAAGCCGACCACCAGAUAAUUGUUGUAAUGAACCUGCUUUUCUAUUCUGUUCGGUUUGUCCUAAUUCACUUUGCAAACAGCAUGCUUCCACUAUGUCAGAUAAUCUUCAACUUCCUGAUAAUCAAUUUCUUUGUGGUGAUCAUCGUAUUAGUGAUGUUGAAGGUGGCCUUAUCGUUGAAAAUGAACUCAUUGAUAACAAUGAAGAUGAAGUUGAAGAGUUGAAUGGUGUUAGAGAAUAAUCAUCACAUCGACAAUGUUGUUGACAUAAAAUUUUCAUUCAUUUCAAUCUUUUUCGAUUAUCAAAAACAUAAAUUCAGAUGAGAAAACGAGAAACGUUCAAGACUAUUCAAU
Molecule: messenger RNA, 4635 nt
Organism: Dermatophagoides pteronyssinus (European house dust mite)
Lineage: Eukaryota; Metazoa; Arthropoda; Arachnida; Sarcoptiformes; Pyroglyphidae
Gene: NSD
Product: Nuclear receptor binding SET domain protein
Cellular component (GO): nucleus
Molecular function (GO): histone methyltransferase activity; protein binding
Source: RefSeq, a predicted model, not a curated record